This is a messenger RNA of Exophiala aquamarina CBS 119918, 1350 nucleotides long. Its product is annotated as 3-carboxy-cis,cis-muconate cycloisomerase. Lineage: Eukaryota; Fungi; Ascomycota; Eurotiomycetes; Chaetothyriales; Herpotrichiellaceae. The coding region runs from base 1 to 1350 and encodes 449 amino acids. The transcript is spliced from 3 exons. Gene Ontology annotation, molecular function: catalytic activity. The record is from RefSeq and is a predicted model, not a curated record.
AUGUCGGUUUCCGCACUUGACUCCCGCAUUUUUCGCGGCCUGUUCGGCACCCAAGAAAUUCGUAGUGUCUUCAGUGACGAAGCCUACGUAGCUCAACUCAUCAACACUGAGGCGUCUCUUGCUCGUGCCGAAUCCGCAGUGGGCGUUAUUCCGGCUCAAGCAGGCAAGGUCAUCACGGAGGCACUAAGCAAGAUCGAGAUCAAUUUUGAGCGACUUUCAAGAGAGACGGAAGUCGUCGGAUAUCCAGUGCUACCGCUCGUGCGGCAGCUAACGGAAAAUGUCCCGGAGGAAAUGGCAAAGUACAUUCACUGGGGUGCUACUACGCAAGACAUUAUGGACAAUGCCUCGAUGCUUCAAAUCCGCAGUGGCCUGAGAAUCGUGUGGAGAGAACUCGACACCUUAGUGAAGGCUCUUGAAUCAUUAGCCGACAAGUAUCGCGAUACACCCAUGACUGGCCGGACGCAUCUUCAACAUGCUUUACCAUGUACAUUUGGGUACAAAUGCGCGAUAUAUCUAUCGAGUAUACUACGGCACCGAGAGCGUCUAACUGAGAUUGAAAGAAGGUGUCUAUUGGUGCAGUUUGGCGGUGCAGCCGGGACAUUGGCCUCCCUAGGAGAUAAGGGAAUCGAGGUCCGCCAGCAACUCGCAAAGGAACUCGACUUAAUCGAUCCAGAUAUUACAUGGCACGUCGCCCGGGAUGCUAUUGCCGAAAUCAUCAACUUUCUGGCUCCAAUUGGAGGCUCACUAGGUAAGAUCGCCUACGAUGUUAUGAUCAUGUCCUCGAACGAGCUUAGCGAAGUCUCGGAACCCUUCAUCCCUUAUCGAGGGGCAUCCUCCACGAUGCCGCAGAAACGCAACCCUAUCUCCAGCGAGAUCGUGCUGGCGACCUCGAAACUCCUACGGGCCAAUGCAGGACUGGGGUUGGACGCGAUGGUAGCAGACUUCGAGCGGGCCACGGGACCAUGGCACUUGGAAUGGGCUGCCCUUCCAGAGUCGUUUGUACUCGCCGUGGGCGCUCUUCACCAAACGAACUUUGCGAUGGCGGGGCUUGUAGUCAACGUGGAUACGAUGUACGGCAACUUGCAAUCGACGCAAGGAUUGAUUGUAGGCGAAGCAGUGAUGAUGGGUUUGGCUCCCAUUCUUGGAAGACAGCUCGCUCAUGAGGUGGUGUACGAGGCAUGUCAGAUUGCCACGGACCAGAAAAAGCCACUGUAUGAUGUGCUCAAGGUACAAGAGGCCAUCUUGGUUACUGGCAUUGAAGACAAGACAAUUGUCAGCCUGUGUGAUCCCUUGAAUUACAUGGGUGCGAGCCAGAAAAUGGUGGAUCGUGUUCGGGAAAAGAUCAGAUGA